AUGGCAGAUUCCGGUGAUAAAGAUGUCAGCAAGUCUGUAAGAUUUGAUAAAGAGUCCAUUGAGUCGAAAAAGAGAAGUUCUGUAGAUGAUUCUGCAUCUUCUUAUUCAUCCUCUUCGAGUGGACAAGACCGUAGUGAAGGUAAGAGAAAUAACGUUAAAUUCUCAACCGAGGAUAGUGAUGAUGAGGACGGUAAUUUGUUCUCCAGAAUGAUUAAAAAUCUGAAAUCUAAUGGUGGCGCUGGUUUGGCACCAGGUUUAAGUAAAGCAAAUUCCAAUCAAGAGAAGACUGAUUUGGAAGAUAAUGACAACGUCGUCACUGGACAUUCAGAUGAUAUACCCAUGGAAGAUUUUACUUCCGAAGCACAAAACAUAUUACAAGGUCAUUCAAAUUUGACGCCGGCACAAAUUGAAGCGCUAAAUGGACAAGGUUUGUCGGAUAUUGAAACAACAGCGUCAUCCACAGAUCUAAACUUCUUGGCGCCAGCAAUAGACCAUUUUGAUGACUUUGAUGGCGAUGGUGAAGAAGAAAAUGAUGGUUUCGUUGAUACACAUGGGUAUGUAGCACCACCAACCCAAGUAAGAGGUGGUGUGUUAGGUUCCUUGCUGAAAUUGUACCAAGAGCAAGAUAAUGCCACGAUAGAAACAUCCAGCAUGUAUUCGCAAUCUUCAUAUGGAGAGUCUACAGCAAAUUUGAUGAGUAUAGAUAGUGGUGAAACUGAAGUUCCUAGUGAGCACAAACCAAAAGAUCACAAAAAUGUUUUCAUGAGAAGUGGUGGCAAAGUAGCUGGGUUGGCAAUGAAUGCACCAGGUCAAAUAUAUGGGCAUGGAUCAAAGGCUGCUGGGCAUAUUUACGGCCAUGGUAGAAAAGGUGCCGGCCAUAUAUACAACCAAGGUAAGAAAGGUGCUGGUCAUAUUUACAGUCAAAAAAAUAAGCUAUCAAGCGCUGACCUGUCUACUGAAGGGCUAAAAAAAUCUGGACAUAAAGCCAAAAAGGUAGCUGGUAAGAUGCCUAAACUAAGAAAGAGAAUGUUGGCAGAAGCAAAAAUUACAGUUCAUAUUGCCGAGUUACUGCAAAGGCAGCGCUUUAUCUUGCGUAUGUGUAAGGCUUUGAUGCUCUACGGUGCACCUACCCAUAGGUUAGAAGAAUACAUGAUUAUGACUUCUCGUGUACUUGAAAUCGAUGGUCAAUAUCUUUAUUUGCCUGGUUGUAUGAUUGUCUCUUUUGGUGAUGCUACAACAAGAACAUCUGAAGUUCAGUUAGUAAGAUGUACGCAAGGUUUGAACUUAUGGAAAUUACACCAAGUCCACGGAGUGUAUAAAAAAGUUAUUCAUGAUCAGAUGGGAGCUGAUGAGGGUAACAUUGAAAUAGAUAGAAUAUUGAGGGAAAAGAAUUUGUAUCCACCGUGGGUUUGUGUCUUCCUGUAUGGUUUCUGUUCCGCAAUGGUUACACCUUACGCUUUUGGUGGUCAUUGGAUAAAUCUAGCCAUUACUUUUUUCAUGGGUUCAUGUGUAGGUAUGAUGCAGUUUAUUCUGUCAGAAAAGUCAUUGAUGUACUCUAACGUCUUUGAAAUCACAGCCUCUAUUGUUGUCAGUUUCUGUGGUAGAGCCUUUGGUUCGAUUCCAAAUUCGAAUAUUUGUUUUGGUGCAAUUACGCAAGGUUCUUUAGCACUAAUCUUGCCUGGGUACAUUAUAUUAUGUGGGUCAUUGGAGUUGCAGAGUAGAAGUCUGGUUGCGGGUUCGGUCAGAAUGUUCUAUGCCAUCAUUUAUUCUUUGUUUUUAGGUUUCGGUAUUACCUUAGGUGCUGCUUUAUUUGGUUGGAUGUACAAAGGUGCUACAAAUGAAAUCUCCUGUGGUUAUCCGAUUUCUCCAUGGUUCCGCUUUCUGUUUGUGCCUGCUUUCACCAUUGGUAUUUCAUUAAUCAAUCAAGCAAACUGGACACAAUUACCUGCCAUGGUUUUUAUCUCGUGUACUGGUUAUGUGGUGACAUAUUGGUCUGGUAAGCACUUCCAGAACUCAACAGAGUUUACAGCUGCUUUGGCUUCUUUUGUUAUCGGUAUAUUGGGUAAUUUAUACUCUAGAAUCUGGCAGGGGUUGGCGGUAUCUGCAAUGUUACCAGCUAUCUUUGUUCAAGUGCCAUCCGGUAUUGCAUCUCAAAAUUCAUUGUUGUCUGGUUUACAAAGUGCAAACCAAAUUGUUGGUAGAAAUGGCACAAAUGCGGUGCAAACUGUAGAUUUAUCCAACUCUAUGUCUUUUGGUAUAACUAUGAUUGAAGUUUCGAUAGGUAUCUCAGUUGGACUCUUUGCAUCAACCUUAUGUGUUUAUCCAUUCGGUAAGAAGAAAACAGGGCUAUUUAGUUUAUAG
This is a messenger RNA of Nakaseomyces glabratus, 2361 nucleotides long. It is a transcript of the gene PRM10, whose product is annotated as pheromone-regulated protein PRM10. Gene Ontology annotation, molecular function: transmembrane transporter activity. The record is from RefSeq and is a predicted model, not a curated record. NCBI's taxonomy places the organism in Eukaryota, Fungi, Ascomycota, Saccharomycetes, Saccharomycetales, Saccharomycetaceae. Gene Ontology annotation, biological process: transmembrane transport.